This is a messenger RNA of Lontra canadensis (Northern American river otter), 2238 nucleotides long. RefSeq names its product adaptor related protein complex 3 subunit mu 1 (gene AP3M1). Gene Ontology annotation, cellular component: cytoplasmic vesicle; clathrin adaptor complex. The record is from RefSeq and is a predicted model, not a curated record. The coding region runs from base 104 to 1360 and encodes 418 amino acids. NCBI's taxonomy places the organism in Eukaryota, Metazoa, Chordata, Mammalia, Carnivora, Mustelidae. Gene Ontology annotation, biological process: intracellular protein transport; endocytosis. The transcript is spliced from 9 exons.
UGGGCAACCCAGCUGCGGGGUCCUCGCGGCCUUCUCAGCUGCCUCCGCCGGGGUCCGGAGUGGACCUGGCGCCGAAUCAGUGGCUGGCCCAGGUGUCGGGAAAAUGAUCCACAGUCUAUUUCUCAUAAACUGUUCCGGUGACAUAUUUCUGGAGAAGCACUGGAAGAGUGUUGUGAGCCAGUCUGUCUGUGAUUAUUUCUUUGAAGCUCAAGAGAAAGCUGCUGAUGUUGAAAAUGUACCACCUGUCAUUUCAACACCUCAUCACUACCUCAUCAGUAUAUACAGGGACAAACUCUUCUUUGUGUCUGUCAUACAGACUGAAGUGCCCCCUCUCUUUGUAAUUGAGUUCCUACAUCGAGUUGCCGACACUUUUCAGGACUACUUUGGUGAGUGUUCGGAAGCUGCAAUUAAGGAUAAUGUGGUCAUUGUAUAUGAGCUCUUGGAAGAAAUGUUAGACAAUGGAUUUCCACUGGCUACUGAGUCUAAUAUUUUGAAAGAACUGAUUAAACCACCAACAAUUCUCCGUUCUGUCGUCAACUCUAUUACAGGCAGUAGUAAUGUUGGGGACACACUCCCCACUGGGCAGCUGUCCAACAUCCCAUGGCGCCGGGCAGGGGUAAAGUACACAAACAAUGAAGCCUAUUUUGAUGUCGUUGAAGAAAUAGAUGCAAUUAUAGAUAAAUCAGGAUCUACAGUCUUUGCAGAAAUUCAGGGGGUCAUUGAUGCUUGCAUUAAGCUAUCUGGAAUGCCUGACCUUUCUCUUUCUUUCAUGAACCCACGGCUUCUAGAUGAUGUCAGCUUCCACCCCUGCAUCCGGUUUAAGCGCUGGGAAUCUGAAAGAGUUUUGUCCUUCAUUCCUCCAGAUGGAAAUUUCCGGCUCAUAUCAUAUCGUGUCAGCUCACAAAAUCUAGUGGCAAUACCGGUGUAUGUGAAACACAGCAUCAGCUUUAAGGAGAACAGUUCUUGCGGUAGAUUUGAUAUUACGAUUGGACCAAAGCAGAAUAUGGGGAAAACUAUUGAAGGAAUCACGGUAACAGUUCACAUGCCAAAAGUUGUGCUGAAUAUGAACCUGACGCCAACACAAGGCAGCUAUACAUUUGAUCCAGUUACCAAGGUACUAACAUGGGAUGUGGGAAAAAUUACUCCUCAGAAGCUCCCAAGUCUUAAAGGACUGGUAAAUUUACAGUCUGGAGCACCCAAGCCAGAAGAGAAUCCAAGUCUCAACAUACAGUUCAAGAUCCAGCAGCUUGCUAUUUCUGGCUUAAAAGUAAACCGCUUGGACAUGUAUGGGGAGAAAUAUAAGCCAUUUAAAGGAGUCAAAUAUGUCACGAAAGCUGGAAAGUUCCAAGUGAGAACAUGAGAAGAGGCCAAAAUUCCUCAAGAUCUCUUUGUUUUCCUAGUGUCAUUAUAGUUUAUUACUGUUAGGUACCAAGUGGGUGGGAAUCCAUAUUCUAGUCGAAGCAUUCCUGUUGAGCUACACACAGCUAAUGAAGUUGCUUAGUAAUCAAUGUGGGGUUCUGAAGAGGUUUAGGCUAAGGAAACUUUGAAUGACUUAGCUAAUUUUUUUAUCUUUUCAGUUAGGAAGAUUCUGGAGGUGAUUGCCUCCGUGGCGGGGGGUGGGGGGGUGGCCUCAGCUGGAGGCUCCACAUUGUAACAACAGUAAAGGCAGAAAGCUGCAGUGAUAACCUCUCCCCUAAAACAAGUGAACUGAUCUCAGCAGGAGCUGUCCGCAUCUGUAAUAUGAUGUAUCACAAGUGCAGCCCAGCGUCACACCUGAUCUUAGCCGUCCCAAAUCAGCAUCUGUCCCAACAGAGGAAGUUCCCCCCACCCCAAGAAGUUUACAAAAAACUGCCUCUUCAAGUGUUUGCCUUAUUCAGCUUUUCACUUGUGCCAUUAAGCAAGCACUGUAGCAAAAGCCACUUCCACUGGCCCAGGCAGGGAGCCCCAUGGCUCCAAGCUCCAUUCUCACUGUACUUGGUCUUGUAUUUUUUAUAAAUAAGAUUUUUACGUAAAGCUCAGAUUUUGAUUUACAGGGACCUUGCUGCAGGAAGUACCAUCUCCGUUUUGUGCCACUAGUUCAGCCGUUAGAUAGUAUAGUCAAUAUCAUUUGUAUCAAAGGGGCGAAUGCUUUAUUAAGGCAAUAAAAGGGAACACUACUUCUGCUUUUAGGAAGUUAUUGUAAGCACAAACAUUUGAAAUUUGAAGCAAAUUAAAGCAUCAAAGCAAAACCGAAGUGAA